Messenger RNA from Arabidopsis thaliana (thale cress), 3029 nucleotides. RefSeq names its product FAR1-related sequence 1 (gene FRS1). The record is from RefSeq and is marked reviewed. Lineage: Eukaryota; Viridiplantae; Streptophyta; Magnoliopsida; Brassicales; Brassicaceae. Bases 460 to 2718 code for a protein of 752 amino acids. Gene Ontology annotation, biological process: regulation of DNA-templated transcription. The transcript is spliced from 4 exons. Gene Ontology annotation, cellular component: nucleus. Gene Ontology annotation, molecular function: zinc ion binding.
CUUUCCUUUUUUGCCCUCCCAAUUAUAUCAUCUUUGCACUUUAGUUAAUUAGUUUCUGAUUUUGUCUAUUUCAUACUGUAAUUCUGUAAAUAGUCUCUCGAUCUUCAUUUUGAGUUUGCUUAAAUAUCAUUUCUGGGUUUUUGCUUUGGUUCCUAAAUUUGUUUCUAUUUUAAGUGAUGAAGAUUGGAGCUGACUUUGUUGGUUUUGAAUGGUUGACUUAUCAUGUUAAAGAUGAUUCAUUUAUGUAUUUGAAGUUGUUUUUGCUUACAUUUUGAGGUUUUAGUAUUCUGAUUUUGCUGAUUAUAAGUUUCAUCUGGUCCAUUGAUACUCAAAUUUAUGUUUUUCAUAAAAGUUUGCAACUUGGAAACUGAUCAUAGUGUUUCAACAGGUAUAAUUUGAUCAAACAAGCUUUGGUUUAGAGGGGUGAAGACUUUUAACUAAUCAGGUAUUGAUUUCGAAAUGUCGUCAGGAGAGUGUAGCAAUGUGCAGUUAGAUGAUCAUAGGAAGAAUAACUUAGAGAUUGAUGAAGGGAGAGAAUUUGAAUCAAAAGAGGAAGCUUUUGAGUUCUACAAAGAAUAUGCUAACUCUGUUGGUUUUACUACCAUUAUUAAAGCUAGUCGUCGUUCAAGAAUGACCGGGAAAUUUAUUGAUGCCAAGUUUGUUUGUACGCGAUAUGGAAGCAAGAAAGAAGACAUAGAUACUGGUUUAGGUACUGAUGGAUUUAACAUUCCUCAAGCAAGAAAACGUGGUAGAAUUAACCGGUCAUCGUCGAAAACCGAUUGUAAAGCUUUUUUACAUGUUAAGAGAAGGCAAGAUGGGAGGUGGGUUGUUCGUAGUUUGGUAAAAGAACAUAACCAUGAAAUCUUCACUGGUCAAGCUGAUUCCUUAAGAGAAUUGAGUGGGAGGAGAAAACUCGAGAAACUAAACGGUGCUAUUGUUAAAGAGGUGAAAAGCAGGAAGCUUGAGGAUGGGGAUGUUGAAAGACUUUUAAACUUCUUUACUGAUAUGCAAGUUGAGAAUCCUUUCUUCUUUUAUUCCAUUGAUCUCAGUGAGGAGCAGAGUUUAAGAAACAUCUUUUGGGUUGAUGCAAAAGGUAGAUUUGAUUAUACUUGUUUCUCUGAUGUUGUAUCUAUUGACACUACAUUCAUCAAGAAUGAGUAUAAACUGCCUCUUGUUGCUUUUACUGGCGUGAACCACCAUGGACAGUUCCUGUUGCUUGGUUUUGGAUUAUUACUAACGGAUGAGUCUAAAUCUGGAUUUGUUUGGCUUUUCCGGGCAUGGUUAAAAGCGAUGCACGGAUGCAGACCUAGAGUUAUACUUACUAAGCAUGACCAAAUGCUCAAGGAAGCUGUCUUGGAGGUGUUCCCAUCUUCUAGACAUUGCUUUUAUAUGUGGGAUACUCUUGGCCAGAUGCCGGAAAAGCUUGGUCAUGUUAUCAGACUAGAGAAAAAACUUGUGGAUGAGAUAAAUGAUGCUAUUUACGGGUCUUGCCAGAGCGAGGACUUUGAAAAGAAUUGGUGGGAGGUAGUUGAUAGGUUUCAUAUGAGAGACAACGUGUGGCUUCAGUCGUUGUAUGAAGAUAGGGAAUAUUGGGUUCCUGUAUAUAUGAAAGAUGUAUCUCUAGCGGGAAUGUGUACAGCUCAGAGAUCAGACAGUGUGAACUCUGGUUUAGAUAAAUACAUUCAAAGGAAAACUACAUUUAAAGCAUUUCUUGAGCAGUACAAGAAGAUGAUACAAGAGAGGUACGAAGAGGAAGAGAAAUCGGAGAUUGAGACAUUGUAUAAACAACCGGGACUUAAGUCACCUUCACCAUUUGGGAAGCAAAUGGCUGAGGUAUACACUCGUGAGAUGUUCAAGAAGUUUCAGGUGGAGGUGUUGGGAGGAGUUGCUUGUCAUCCGAAGAAAGAAAGUGAAGAAGAUGGGGUUAACAAGAGGACUUUCAGGGUUCAAGAUUAUGAACAGAACCGUUCUUUCGUUGUGGUCUGGAACUCUGAAUCAUCUGAAGUUGUCUGUUCUUGUCGAUUGUUUGAGUUGAAAGGUUUUCUUUGUAGGCACGCGAUGAUUGUUCUGCAGAUGUCAGGGGAACUUAGUAUUCCUUCUCAGUAUGUGUUGAAGCGUUGGACAAAGGAUGCAAAAAGCAGAGAAGUCAUGGAAUCUGAUCAGACUGAUGUAGAAUCAACUAAGGCUCAACGGUACAAGGAUCUUUGUCUCCGUUCUUUAAAACUGAGUGAGGAAGCAUCUUUAUCCGAGGAGAGCUAUAACGCCGUGGUCAAUGUGCUGAAUGAAGCUUUAAGAAAGUGGGAGAACAAGAGUAACUUGAUCCAAAAUCUUGAAGAGUCAGAAUCGGUUACAGCUCAAGAUCUUCCAAUACAUGAAGAACAGAACAAUACAUAUGACAUGAACAAAGACGAUAAUGUCGCUGACACAGGACAGGAAUAUUCAUUGCAAGAAGUCUGGAAAGUAACUGCUUUGCAAGAACAAAGAAACCGAUACUCGAUUCUCGAUGACUACCUCAGUGCCCAACAUAUGUCUCAUGAAAUGGGACAAAUCAACUCGAUGGCCUCAAAUCGCAAUGGAUAUUGUUCUGUCCAUCAAAACAUACACUCAUUGCAGGGGCAAUCCAUAACUCACCCAAGGCUUUAUGAAACUGAACAAUCAAGUUUCAGACCAGAAGCUAUGUAUGAAAGACUACAAGAUAUGGUAAAAGACUUGAACUAGACUUUAAAAGUCAACUCAAAAAUUUCACGUGUUUCUCUGUUUACAAAGGAGUGAAAAGAGUUAGUGUUUAUAUUCAUGAAUGUUAGGGACAAUCAACUGUUAGACAUCAUCCUCAGCAACAUUGCAAUGCUUCGAAACAUCAACACUCCAACAGGAAUUUCUCUCACUGAGUCACUAGCUCUGCCUUUUUCGAGCACUAGGAUUUAAAUUGUGAAUUUUUCUUAAUCUUUGAUUUUUACUUUUGAUGAUAAAAAUGAAUAUAUGUACAUAAACAAAUGUGGCAAAUAAUAAUAUAUGUAUAAUUUUGAUGU